Messenger RNA from Saprolegnia parasitica CBS 223.65, 1551 nucleotides. RefSeq lists its product as hypothetical. Lineage: Eukaryota; Oomycota; Saprolegniomycetes; Saprolegniales; Saprolegniaceae. The transcript has 6 exons. The coding region runs from base 1 to 1551 and encodes 516 amino acids. Gene Ontology annotation, molecular function: metal ion binding. The record is from RefSeq and is a predicted model, not a curated record.
AUGACGCAGGACGUGUACGAAAAACACUUGGCCAACAUGGAGCGCAUCAUGGCGCUCGCACUGCGCGGCCACGUCGGCUGGGACCGGUCGUCCGCCACGGCUACGAAUGGCUGGGAUGCGGUCGCUGACAAGAUGGGCUGGCAGCUCUUUGAGCACAAGCCGCGCGACCGGCCGACGUCGUUUGAGAUGCACGAGUACCUUGCGGUCGGGAGCCUCAAGACGUCGAUCGCGGCGCUGCAAGAGGCCUUUUACGUCAAAAACACGCACGACCUCCGCGCACUCUCGGGUGUGCUCUACGAAGACACGCUCCUCGACGCUGCGCUACUCAACCUCACGCACCGCCGGACACCCGAGGACCCGGGCCAGUUCUUCGGCGUCAAGUACCUCAAGCUCUCGGUGCAGGUCGCCAACCAAGAAGAUGUGGACCAAGAGUACAUCUACCUCGAGUUUGCUGGCACGCGUCUGGACGCCCAAGGCCGUGUGACGUACGUGAUCAUUACGGACCCGGUCUCGGUCCGGGCGCCCGAGCACAGGCAGUCGUCAUUGACGUUUGGUGAACGCUGCUCGACCGUCAAGCUCUAUCGCGAGAGCUCAAACGGAACUGUCGACGUGGUCGUGCGGGCCAAGCUGCAGUCGUCGCGCGGUCUCCCCAUGGCGAGUCGUAGCCAAAGCCAAAUUGCUGGUCAUUUCGGCGUCAACAAUGCUGCCCAACAGUGCAAGGCAGCGCACCUUGUCUACUGGAAGGCGAUGGGCGUGUUCCUGCCCGGGGGUCUGGUCAAGGACCUCAUGAGCCUUCCGAAAGAAACAAGUGCCCCCGAGGCCCGUCGCUUGGCCACAGGGCCCUUCUCGACCAAUUGGAACCACGCAAGCAAGUCGUGUAUCGUGUGCAGCAAGGGCUUCAACCUGCUCCGGCGGAAACACCACUGUCGGCGGUGUGGCGAGGCCGUGUGCAAGGGCUGCACCGUAUCGCUCUACUGCGUCGACCGACCGACCAAGUUGACGAGCUCGAGCGCGCUCGCCAAGGAGAAAUUUUGCAAGACGUGCUUUGUCGCUGCCAAGAUCGACGCCAACCGCCCGACGCCGCCCAAGCCCGAGCGGUCGACGACCCAAACCACGCACACGAUCGUGCUCGACCAUGACGACGCGAGCUCGGGCUCGGACUCGCUGCCGUACCGCGACAUUGUCCAUGUGCACAGCCCCGGCCGCGACGAGCGUGGCAAGCUGUUCUUUUACGCCGACACGUCGUCGUCACAGAGCGAGUCUCGACCCAACUCGCUGCACUCGGACCCGCAACGCACGAGCUUUCAUUCCAUGGUGCUGCACGACGGGUCCGCGCCACCGCCGCUGCAGCGGUCGGGCUCGAUCGAGUCCAAUGCGAGCGUCUCGUCGUCGGUGUUUGACAUGAUGAACGCUGUGCGCAUGCCGCGCGGCCGACCGCCGGUUCUCAACACCCUUCCGAGAGCUGACGCUGCUGCUAAUAAGGACAACAUCGACGACGACGACGCCGAUUCUGGCAACCAAGGCCACACGGUGCUACGACAUUUGUACUAA